UCGUUAACCCGCGUCUCCUCGGCUGGAGGCUGUCGGGCUUCGUUAAGAGGGAGGGGGUGGGGGGGGUUAUUCUGUGCCAUUAGAGGGAGUGACGGGCCCCGGCGCCGCGCCGGUCUUGUCUCACUGACCGACUGAUAACUCGAGGCCCAGUGGCGCAGACACAGGAGGGCUCUCGUGUCAACACAUUGCUCAACACCUUUAACCCAAUGACAGACUAUUUAUUCCCCUCCUCUCCUUUUAAACGGUCUUCAAACGCGCCUCAAAAAUCGAGCUGCGUAAGCGACCCCCACACCCCCCACACCUCCCUCUUUCCCGGACAUAUUACUCUUCUUUACAGUAAGUCCCCAGGUUUGGGGGAUCAUCUCGACAGGAAAAAAAAACCCUAUAUGUGUGUGUGUGUGUGUGUGGGAGACUCGUUGGCCUAUUAGUCCAUCGCCUUCCCCAGCCCAUAGCGUAAGGAUUUUAUUCAUUACUGUACACUUACAUGUCUGAAAGCCAAAGUUCUGCACACAAUAUACGAUGAUAGUUCAAGCGCAGUCCUUCAGAGCUUCAUCGAUUACCAGGUAACCAACCGAUAAUUCCCGACCCGGCCCGGGUCCUGCUGUUUGCACGCAGACCACUUCCUCCUCCGGCCCAGCCAUGUUACAGGCACACGAACCGUUCUGAACCUUAAAAUAUUUAACCAUUUUAAUCUGUACCUUUAUUUAUAAUCUCCCCGUAGCCUCCCAUUCCCAGACAGAUAUCAAUCUAAUCCCUUUUUUUCUGAAGCAGUUAAUCAUUCAAAAGCAUCAGCAACAUACACCUGUAUUGAAGGGGGAAAUAAAAUCUUCCAAUCCCGAGCCUGGCACCUUAUUAAUUUUACAUAUCCUCUCGUUCUGUACUCACAGUGUGCAAAUAACCUGCAAAAUCCACACCAUCCAAGGGUUUCAAGAAAUAAAAUGUGAUAUUACACUAUUACUAGUUAAGAUAAUGUUUUACUGUCAUAAGUAUUUCACAAUGUUAAGAUUAUAUUUGCAUUUGCCUGCAUUGUUUCUUUGCAUUUAUUUAGUUCAGUUUAAUUUUUAUUUAAAAAAAAAAUCUGUUUACUUUUUCUCUGCCUUUUUGCUCCCACCAUGGCUGGAAACAGGAUUUAAAGGACAAUAUUGCAGCUCUCCAAUAAUAAUAUUUGAUAUGUUGCCUAUAAUGUCAAAACGUCUUGAAGCACUUUACAGGAAGCGAAGACGGAGCUGUGAUGAUGAAGGUAACCAGCCUGUCCCACCGCCAAAACGUCUCAGCAACAAUAGCUUGUUCCAGGAGCUUCCUAGAGAUACCUGGGACUCGGAGUCCUCAAGCAGCGACAGCAGCAGUAUCAGCAGUCCUGACAGACAAAAUGGACAUUUACCAGCUGAAAACAAUUCAAACCAGAACAGGGCAAGCGAUAGCUCAGCUCUGCUUCAGUUUUCAGAUUCCAGUGAACAUCCUGCACAAGGCCCGUACUUCCACAUCAAUCAGGUUCUGAGAGCGGCACACUUCUAUAGCUUACACCAGCGUGGACACCAGACGUGACCAGAACACGGGACUGUGUGCCUUCAAUGGGCGACUGUGUAAAUGUAAUCUUUUGCAUUGGAUGUUUGUAUUUAGAGGAUUUUAAAUUGCACAACUUUGCCCCUUUUGCUCCAUUUGGUUUAAAGAUUUACCAUUCUCUUCACUCCAUGAAUGCCCUUGAUAAGAAUAUGAUCACUGUGAAGUCUGUCUCACAACUGUAGCUCUAAUUGCUUGAUUUAGGCUCUGUGCUGAAUCCUGCACUAUUCUAAUCUAACUAUUCCCAGUGAAAUGGGUGAACGGAGCAGAUGGAUUCUCCAGCAAUGCUUCGGAGAUUGGUGUUGAAUGUGGAUAGUAAUGAAGAAACAAUUUUUUUACCUCGAUGGGAUCAGAUUGGUUUAUGAAACUUUGGGCGUAGAGGUUUGGGUGAGUUUUGGAAAAAGAACCUGAUUCUAGAUGAGAACCGGAUUAGAGACAUUUAUGAUACUUUUAAACUAUAUUAAACUGACUAUAGUUACUAUGUGACCAGGUUUUCUUUAAGCCCCAUUCCUAUAAUAGCUGCAAACUCACAUUUUGCUUAUUGUGAAUUUGUAACUAGUAUAGAGUCGGUCUGUAAUGGUGGAGAUUGCCAUGGAGAUUCACCUAAAAUAUAUGAUUUGGAAUCUGUUUUGACCAAGAUCAAAUAUAGAAUUUAGAAUGGGUAAUUUUAAUCAUUGAGUUUACUUUCCCUUGUGAAUUCCAUACAGAUUGCCCUGGCAGAGAACAAAUCAAUUUUAAGACGAUAGAAGUUAACAAACACGUUCCAAAUGCAAAUGCAUCUUAAAACAUUACACUUUAAAAUUGUAAAAUCACAAACAGUUGCCCAAAAGGUACACAUCUACUGUCGUGAAUAAAUGUAAUUAGUUGUUAUACUUAAAUAGCAAUUACAUUCUGGCCUGGGAUAUGUGCAGAGAUUGGGACAAGAACACCAGUUACAAGCACAUCCUGUCAAAAGCGACAGGUAGCCCAGAACAGGGCAGAAUUUGUCAUUCUUAAAAGUACACUGAAAUCUGAGAUGCUUCCUUAAUUUAUUUGUAAGCCUAAAGUAUGCUUAACAUUCAGAAAGUGAGCACAAACACUUAACUGUUUGUACUCAUACGUACAAGAUUAUUCAAAUAUAGUGUAAGAGUAUGGUGAUAUGGAAAUGCAACAUAAAUUACAGCCAUCAUUAAAUCUGUGAAUUCAGAUACCUAAUUAUUAAAGUAAAUUAAGAAGUGCUUAUGAGGAAAGGUAGUCAUUUUAGCUCAAGGUUUAAAUGUUAUUGUUUGACUUAAGACUUUUUAUCCCACUGCACUGAAGAUUGAUUGCAAGAGCAUGCUGUUCAUAAUUUUAUACCACAUAGUUUGUUCUGUUCGCUUUCCCUCCCUGCCCAACGAGGAACCAUUUUCUGACUUCACUAAACUGUGCGUCACCUACUUGUGACCCAUGAUUUACCGAAAAAUAAAUCUACUUGUUCAUCUUGUUGGGCUUAUGGGUUCUGCAGUCCAAUUUGCACUCUGUUUAUUUUUCAAUAAAUCACUUGCUUUGUUUUAAGUCUUUGUAACAGCUGAACUUUCUAUUUACACUGCACUUUAUCCCCAAAACACUGCAUACAUUUGAAGAUUAAAAAAAGUUGCUUCUUU
Molecule: messenger RNA, 3182 nt
Organism: Callorhinchus milii (elephant shark)
Lineage: Eukaryota; Metazoa; Chordata; Chondrichthyes; Chimaeriformes; Callorhinchidae
Product: protein FAM104A-like
Exons: 3
Coding region: 970-1545 (191 amino acids)
Source: RefSeq, a predicted model, not a curated record